Molecule: messenger RNA, 3723 nt
Organism: Funneliformis mosseae
Lineage: Eukaryota; Fungi; Glomeromycota; Glomeromycetes; Glomerales; Glomeraceae
Source: the annotation of a GenBank genome assembly
AUGGCAACAACAACAAAAACUCAACCGCAAUUAUCAUUACAUGGUAGAAUUCCACAUAAUGUUCUUGCUAUAUUAGCUUCUUCGGUUAACCACGUCGAGGAAGUUGAAGAACAUAUAUGGAGUAUACCGAACGAAAACUCGUGGGAAUUGAAUUCGGAUACGGUUGCGCAAGCAUUUCAGAGCACAAACAAUAAUUAUCCUCAUUAUUUAUUCUCUACAUCUGAUAGUGGUAAUCAUCUUGUUGGGUCUUCUAGAAAUUAUAUUGUAAUUUUAAGUUUGGAUGAAACGAGGAAAGAGUUUAAAGUUAUCGGAGAAGUUAACGAAUGCUAUGAAGCAGGGGAAAAGAUAACUGCUAUUUUGUGUUUACCUUUCUUUAUGCCAUCAGCUGGAAAUAGGUUUGGUUAUAAUACAGGAUAUCUUAGGAUAUUUUCAGAGGCAGGCAAUUUAUUAAUUUCGCAAUUAUUGGAUACAUCACCAAUUAUUGCCAUAAAACUUCGUACUGCGAUUUUCCCAACAUAUUCAUUACCAGCAUCUUUGUCAUCGCAGCAAAAGUUAGAUUCACAAUCAUUCAAUGAAGCGGAUGAAGAAAUAACUAUAUUAUUUGAAGGUGGCAACGUUGUUAGUAUAGAUGGAAAAAGUUUAUGGUUGGUCCUUAGGAUUUGUGCUGGAUCAAAUCAUUAUGAGAGCGGUAAUAUAUUGACUAGUUCAACAGGUGAAGCUAGUGCUGGUCAAGGACCUGAUGGAACAACUUCAUUUGCAUUUAAGAAAUGGCAUUUUGAAGGACAGGAAAAUGUUGUUGAUGUUGUCAGUUGUGGUCCAUCUCAGCAUUGGACAGCAAAUAUAUUUGAUCAGACUUUCUCAACAUCUUCCGCAACAACUGCAUUAUUUAUAUCAAAUGCUACAGCAAGAUUCAUUGCAGUAGGAUCGGAUCCAAUGUUGUCAUAUUAUGCUACAACAGAUUCGAGCAGACCAUUUUUAUUGGCCGUAUCAAUGGUAGCAUCAAGAGUUACAAAUGCUGUGUUUUCUAUAGCAAAAUCAUUAUUAACUAGAACAAUUCCUACUUCCGCCACUGGAGAUGUUUCUCCGUCGACUAAUAUGCCACCUGCAAAAUCUAUUCCUAUUGUGCUUUCUUUAAAUGAUUCAAAUAGAAAAGUUUUAUCUAUUGUUAUGUCACCUGCUGCAGCUGAUGGGAAAUAUCAAUUGGCCGCAUUAACUGAUUCAUUUGGCAGGGUAACAUUAAUAGAUGUUGAAGAGGGAGAAAUUAUUGCAAUGUAUAAGGGAAUAAGAAAUGCUCGAUGCGGAUGGGUUGAGGCUAUUGAAGAUGAUGAUACAGAAGAUAAUGAUAAAUCUAACGAAUAUAUUCAAAUCAAAUCCAAAAAUUAUCUUUCAUCGUCAUCAACCUCGUCAUCUUUUAUAGAAGAAAUGAAACAUAGAAAAAGAAGCAAAAGAAUUACAUUAUUUCUUGUAAUAUAUGCGCCUCUUCGUGGCAUUGUCGAAAUCCAUCAUAUGCGUCAUGGAAUUCGCGUUGGACAAUUUUCAAUUGGAUUAGGAUGGCAUGUUGUUACUUCAGCUUCUGCCCCACUUGGAACUAGUAUGGGGGGUGGAAUGAGUUUUUAUGAACAAGGUAGAAGAGGAUGUAGAAAUGCUGGAUUGGCUAAAUGUUUUUUGAUAGGACCUCAAGGCGAAAUUAAGAGAGUUCAUGUUCCUUUUGGAUGUGCAAUCAUGUACGAGAAGCCAAUCAAUCAAAUUAAUGUGUUCAGGGGACUUUUGUGUAAAUAUGAGACGGAUACUGCAGAAAAUAAGGAUGCUCUUUUACAACAACUCAUGAAAACUCUUCAUUUGAUAACAGAUCCUAGAAUGCAAUUGGAAAUGUUAAUAUCACUUCCGGAUUCAUUAGCUCCAACGUUUCAUUUGCUUGCAACACAAUCUUCAAUAGAUUCAAUGCAAAUGUUGGAUUCACUUGAUUUCUUGGAAUUUAUUCAUGAUAUUCGAGGUCAACUAUUCAAAGGAAUUAGUCAAGAUGAUAAGAAAUUAAUUCGUUUAGAAUUAGUUUUACGAGAAAAUCUAUUACAUCUUUAUCAAACUUUAGAAGGUUGGAAUGUCGAAAGUUCAGAUAAUCAUGAUAAUGUAGGUGCGGUAAUCGGUGGUCACAAUGACCACUCAUCUGUUGUUGAAGAUGAAACGUUUGAACGGUCAGUGAAAUUUCUCUUUGAAGGAUGCACAAAUACUGAAGAAGCUAAACAUGAAAGUGAAGCAACAAAAGGGAUUGGGCCAAGUUCUUUCAUGUCUUCCUUCUUAUUGAAGAGUUUGGAUACAUCAGACGAUGGAGCUUAUUUAAUGUUGGAUAAUGAGAUGGAUGAAUUAAGAAAGUGGCAAUUAGCUGAUUUUUUAUUAAAGCCACUAAUAAUAUCAACGUCACCAAACGAAUGGAUUGAAACAAUAAGAAAAAGGAUACCGAUCUCAACAAAAGAUUGGCUAGGAUUAUUUUUAUUUUGGUUUGAGCGAACCAGCUUAGCAUCGUUAACUAAUUUUAUAUUAAAAGAUAAUUCAAAUUUUCUAUUUAUUAUAUUAAACAAUUUUUCUUCAAUCACAAUAAACUUUGAAGAUAAAUUUGUAUUUAGUAAAGUUAUCAAUUUUUGUUUGAACACAGAUAAGAUUGGUCAUGCUUUAUUAUUAUUGAUUGCGUGUCAAUAUGGAAAUCCAUCUGUAGAUGACCAUGAGAUUGAUUGGAGGUCUUUGGUUACUAAGUUGGAGACGUGCUGGAAUUUAGUUAAGGAUGCACAUCCAAUGAUAGUUUCAGAAAUAGGAUUAACUGCUCUAAAUUUUAAUAAGUUUGAGAAAACUAGUUUAACAAGAAUAUCCGCGAUUAAAGAUUUGAAGUUUGAUGGAAAACUUAAUUUGGAUGAGAUAAGCACUUCAACUUCACCUAAGUCAGAUUUAUACUGGAUAUACAGAAGUUGGACAUUUGGACAACUGUUUAAAAAGGAUAGAGAUAAUACCGAUCUACUGAGAAUUGCAAUUGAGCAAGCAAAAUUAAUAAGCGAUGUAGCAUUAAGAAACGGGUUAUUGCAUCUAAUAUGGAAUGCUUUGUGUAUGGAACAAAUUAGUUCUAUUAAUACUUUAGUUGAAAAGGCGCGUAAAGCUCCAAAAGACCAUUUAUGUAUUAAACAAUGUGGUAUGGGAGUCAAGAUGAUAGAUUCAUUCUUAUUUUCAUCGAGAACAUUAUUCGAAUCAUUUAUCUGGGAGUCUGAAGAAGGAAUCGAUACAUCUCACAUUUCUAAUGUUGUGGAAUCUGUUAUAACCAUUCCUGAUGAUAUAGAGAAUCGGGAUGCAUAUCUUAAUGAUGCAAUGGGAAGGAUGUGUAAUUUAUUUAAAGCUGUUGAUGAUGCACAAGAGAGUAAAAUUUUUAACAGGAAUCUUGUGGAAAGAUUAAUUGAAUUAAUCCAUGUCCUAUUACUUGUAUUUCGCAUUGAAGUUCGUAUGAUUCGACCUUCAAAAUUAUUUGAAUCAAAUUUAUCAUUUUUUAAUUCAUUGUUGAUCACUAAAGGAGAACAUCCUACAGAAAGUAAUUCAAAGAUCGGAGAAGAACGAAUGAUGUUUUUGAAAAAAUUAAUUGAUAAAUCAUCGGAUUAUCUCGAUGAUAUUUUAUGGAUCACGAAAAAAUUCGAGAUGAAUGAAAAUGACAUAAGAAGUUAUUGGGAAUCCAAAUAUAGUAAAGCUUGA